Molecule: messenger RNA, 1577 nt
Organism: Aspergillus aculeatus ATCC 16872
Lineage: Eukaryota; Fungi; Ascomycota; Eurotiomycetes; Eurotiales; Aspergillaceae
Product: acyl-CoA dehydrogenase
Exons: 3
Coding region: 56-1375 (439 amino acids)
Cellular component (GO): mitochondrion
Molecular function (GO): flavin adenine dinucleotide binding; acyl-CoA dehydrogenase activity
Source: RefSeq, a predicted model, not a curated record
GUUUCGUUAUUAGCCAGCUAAAAUAUACCCAAUAUACCACACUCCCACAAUCACAAUGACAAGUCUCUCCCGCGUAUUGCGGCCUUUGUCCCGCACCGCUGCUUCCGCCCGCCUUAUUACGACAAGACAGCCGUUGCGGACCCGAGUUCUUCCUAGCAGUACCCAAGCAUUCUCCACCACGUCCCGCCGGCGGGACGUCGACCUUUCCGGGCUGACGCCUACCCCGAUUACCUUCCUGUCCGAGACGGAGUCCCUGAUGGCGGAGAGCGUGUCCAAGUUCGCGCAGGAGCAGAUCAGCCCGAAGGUGCGGGAGAUGGACGAGGCGGAGACGAUGGACGCGGCGGUGGUGGAGCAGCUGUUCGAGCAAGGGCUGAUGAGCAUCGAAAUCCCCGAGGAAUACGGCGGGGCGGGGAUGAACUUCACGGCGGCGAUCGUGGCCAUCGAGGAGCUGGCGCGUGUCGACCCCAGCGUCAGCGUGCUGGUCGACGUCCACAACACCCUGGUCAACACCGCUAUCAUGAAGUACGGCGACGCCCAGGCCCGCCGCACCUGGCUGCCCCGGCUGGCCACCGGCACCGUGGGCUCCUUUUGCCUCUCGGAGCCGGCUUCCGGUUCUGAUGCCUUCGCCUUGCAGACCAAGGCCGAGAAGACCGCCGAGGGUUACAAGCUCAAUGGCUCCAAGAUGUGGAUCACCAACGCCAUGGAGUCCGGCAUUUUCAUCGUCUUUGCCAAUCUCGACCCCAGCCAAGGGUACAAGGGCAUCACCGCGUUCAUCGUUGAGAAGGAUACUCCCGGCUUUUCGAUCGCCAAGAAAGAGAAGAAACUCGGCAUCCGCGCCAGCAGUACCUGUGUGCUCAACUUUGAUGAUGUCGUCAUCCCGAAGAGUAACCUCUUGGGUGAGGAGGGUCAGGGAUACAAGUACGCAAUUAGCGUGCUGAAUGAGGGUCGCAUUGGUAUUGCGGCUCAAAUGACCGGCCUAGCGCUGGGAGCUUGGGAAAAUGCUGCCCAGUACGUCUGGAACGACCGCCGACAAUUCGGCCAAUUGAUCGGCAAUUUCCAGGGCAUGCAGCACCAGCUGGCCCAGGCGUAUACCGAGAUUGCCGCCGCCCGCGCGCUGGUCUACAACGCGGCGCGGAAGAAGGAGGCCGGCCAGGAUUUCGUCCACGACGCCGCCAUGGCCAAGCUGUACGCGUCGCAGGUCGCCGGGCGCGUGUCCAGCUCCGCGGUCGAGUGGAUGGGAGGAAUGGGCUUCGUACGCGAAGGCAUCGCCGAGAAAAUGUUCCGGGACAGCAAGAUCGGGGCGAUCUACGAGGGCACGAGCAACAUCCAGCUGCAGACCAUCGCCAAGCUGUUGCAGAAGCAGUACACUCGCUAAAAGUGCUCAGGUUGUAUGUGGUGCUUGGCAAUUAGCAUUGGCCGUAGUCAGCAGUGCUAACUGGUAAUGAAUAUAUUCGAACUACUACGUACCGAGCUUGGCUCUAGAGUCCUAGACUCACUAGAUUGAAAUGGCGUGAUUGGAUUAAGCUCCACUUCCGCUGAAAAGGGCCUUCUGCUCGUCUUUUCCGUCUCUGCUUUUU